Rhinichthys klamathensis goyatoka is the source of this 2783-nucleotide messenger RNA. It is a transcript of the gene tlr4al, whose product is annotated as toll-like receptor 4a, like. Gene Ontology annotation, cellular component: membrane. Lineage: Eukaryota; Metazoa; Chordata; Actinopteri; Cypriniformes; Leuciscidae. The record is from RefSeq and is a predicted model, not a curated record. The coding region runs from base 261 to 2714 and encodes 817 amino acids. Gene Ontology annotation, molecular function: transmembrane signaling receptor activity; protein binding; lipopolysaccharide immune receptor activity. Gene Ontology annotation, biological process: toll-like receptor signaling pathway; defense response to Gram-negative bacterium; immune response. The transcript is spliced from 3 exons.
ACUCUUUACUGUUAUUGCUGGCCUUAUAGGCUCAGAGGAUCCAGAGUGCUUUGAAUUAAAGUGUUGCCUAUACAAAUACAUGCAUAAAGUUGUCCUUAUUAAACUUAUAUGAAUUGCAGAGGCAAUUACAAUACAUCUAUUCAGAAAGGUACUUCUUCAUUCAAGAUUUAAGAAACUAAGCAUAAGCUCACUUCUCUAUGACAUCCUUUCACCCAUAGUUCCACAUUGUUGCAAACCAUGGCAUUCGUUCCUCAUAUUCAAUGAUCUCAAACAAGGCUGGCUCAAAUUUGUAUGAGCGGUUGAGAUCACUCAAGAUGAGUUUCUUUACUGUAAGUGCUUUCAUGAUAUUUUUUUUCAUAGGUGCUGGAGAAUCAUGCACUAAAAUUACCGAGAAUCUGCACUACUCAUGCAUGGGAAGAAACCUCAGCUACAUACCACCAACUAUUUCUCCAUCAGUUCAAAUUCUGGAUUUUAGUUUUAACGUUUUGAAACACUUACAGAAGACGGUAUUCCCGGUUUUGUCUUUUCUACGAGUCCUUGAUCUGUCAAGAUGCCAGAUCAAGCACAUUGAAAAUGAUACUUUCUACAAUGUGAAGAAUUUGACUACAUUGAUUCUCACUGGAAACCCAAUUGCAUAUUUUGGACCUGGAUGCUUGAAUUCUUUACAUUAUCUACAAAGACUAGUUCUUGUGGAUGUUGGUCUCGCGUCCUUACAGCUUCAAAUGAAUAACCUUACUAAGCUACAGGAACUUAGAGUUGGAACAAAUAACAUCCAGUCCGUGUCUCUCCCUCCAUUCAUGAGCUCCUUUAAAGAUUUCAGUUUACUUGAUCUACAUGCCAAUAAUAUAUCCAUCAUUAAAACUGAUCACACUGUUGUGUUGAGAAAGAUUGGCAGAAACAUGACUUUGAUUCUCUCUAGGAAUCCAUUAUUACACAUUGAACCAGGAGCUUUCAAAGAUGUUUAUCUCAGAGAGCUGGAUAUUCGAUCUGCAUUUGUUUCAUUUGCUACUCAGAAAGUUGGUCUAAAAGCUCUAUAUGGUCUUAAUGUCAAAAAGCUGAUGUUCGGAAAGAACAGGGAUGAUAACAAGAUUUUCCCAUCAGAUUCAGACUAUUUAGAUGGCCUUUGCUCUAUUUAUUUUCAUGAGGUAUAUUAUUACAUAAAAGAAAGGCCUAGUGGGAAAAUUAAUAUCUUUCGCUGUAUGAUUAAUGCCACAAUUGUAGCUGUAAAGGGUGGUCUAAUUCGUGAUAUUGCGUAUGUGCCAUUUAAUGAAAUCAAGGAGAUUUACUUGAUUAACAAUCAAUUAGAUACUGUGCCAGGUAAACUACUUUCACAUCUUCAUACUUUAGAAAAAGUAGUAUUUACACGCAACGUUGCAACCCAAGUUGAAACCUUUAUAGACAUGCCUAAGCUUCAGUAUUUGGAUCUGAGUUCAAACCAAAUUACAUUAACAUCAUGCUGCACAGAAAUGUUGUUGGACACUCAUGGAAUCAGGUAUCUAAAUUUGAGUUUAAAUCCACAAAUCGGUCUUUCUGUUCCAGCAUUUGAUAGACUUGAUUCCCUUGAAAUUCUAGAUUUUCAUCAUACAAGGGUUGUAGGUAUGGGAUACCUUUCACUUUUGUCUAACUUGAAGUAUUUGAGGUAUCUAGAUGUUUCUUAUUCCAGUAUCACUUUUGGUAACAUAUAUUGCUUUUAUGGACUGAGCAGUCUUAAGGUUCUCAAGAUGGCUGGCAAUAAUUUUCAGGGUGAUGUAAUACGAUUUUUAUUUAAUAAUCUCACAGUUCUAGAGCACCUUGACAUGUCAUACUGUCGUAUUGUAGAGUUACACCCAAGCUCUUUAAAAAAUCUCCAAAGACUUAGACUUUUGAAUCUGAGAGGAAACAAUUUAAUGACUAUAGAUUUUCUUAUCCACCCAAGCCUGAAACAAUUAACAUCGUUUUAUGUUGAUAAAAACAGCAUUACUAGCAUCCCACUUCAUGUUCUCCAAAAGUUGCCUGCAAACCUUUCAGAGUUUGAUUUGUCCUCCAACCCCAUCGAUUGUUCCUGCUCCCAGACAGAUUUUAUUUUGUGGAUCAUCCAAAAUCAAAACAUUUUGAAGCAACCAGAAAAUAUUUUCUGCAAAACCUUGUCAACACGCUCAGAUUUUAGAGCAGUGGACUUUGACAUUGACAGCUGUGUGCAAAAGAAAAGACUCACAAUUGUUUUAUCAUUAUGUUUUGUUUCAUUAGUAGUUGUGUUAUCAGUCUUGGCUUAUAGGUACCAGUUUUAUCUUCAGUAUUGCUGGAUUCUUCUGAGAGGCUACAGAUCACCUGGACAACAAGAAUGUUCCUAUGAUGCAUUUGUGAUUUUCUCCAGCUAUGAUGAAGUCUGGGUCAUGAAUGAACUGAUGGAGAAUCUGGAGAACGGUGUUCCACCUAUUCAUCUUUGCCUUCACAUGCGGGACUUUCAAGCAGGGAAGUCCAUCGCCUCCAACAUUAUUGAUGAAGGAAUAAUGGGCAGUCGUAAAGUCAUUGUGGUUGUGUCUCAACACUUCAUUGAUAGCGCCUGGUGUCGCUUUGAGUUUGAAUUAGCUCAGUCCCGGUUUAUGAUGGAACGCAAUGCCAACAUCAUCAUCGUCAUUCUGGAAGAUGUGGAAGAGACGAAGACUAAGAAAGUGUUUGGUCUUCAUAAGCAUCUGAAAAAGAACACGUACUUGAAGUGGAGCAGGGCCCUUUGAGUAACAAGAGAUUCUGGAUACGGCUCAGGAGAGCUAUUAUUGCCACAAAACAAUAAUAUUACAUUUACU